AUGGCUUUACUUCCUAUUUCUUGGGGCGGUUCAAGUGGCCGGGAAAAUCAGCGAUUUGCAGAGUGGAGGGCUGGUGUUUUGAAAGAGAGGCGGAGGGGAGAGAGGGAUUUCCCCAUCCCCGCUGCACUGGGUCCAUCCCCUCGGUUACUCCUUUUCUCCGCCCGCGAGGCCCGUAACCUGCUGGAACCGUUAUGCAGUAGAGGCGGCCCGGUCCCUUUAAGACCCCGCCGCGCCUGCGCCUUGGGUUCUCCUGACUCCGCCGAGCCUGAUCCUGAGGAGCCAGUCGCGGGCUGGCGCGGGCGCGGGGCUGGCUGGCGGUUGAGACCGCGGCGGUACUGGGAGUGGUUGGUGAGGGUCGCGAGGCUGCCUGAGCUUCUGAGUGAGCAUGGCGCUUUUGGAACGCGGGACUGGCGACCUGCUGCGCCAGGAGCUGGGCCGAGGCGCGGCGGCGCGGCUGCUGGCUGCCCUCUGGAUGGGAAGUUACCGCGAAGUCCAACCCAGCCUUUCCGAGGCAAUCUGAAGGCAAAUCCUGUUUCGACCCAGGCGAAGGUUCCUGGUGAUCCAGGGUCUCACCAGCCGAUUGUCCCUUCCUGUCCUCCUGAGGGUGUCUGGAGCUUCAUUGUUGUGUGCUCUUGGCCUCCAUGCUGGGGUGCCACCGACUCCCACUGUCCAGAGCUUCCGGUGGACUCUCCGAGGCACUGAUGCAGAAACUUCCCCAUUCGGUGCACCAAGAGCAGCCUCACACGGUGUAGGCCGACAUGAAGAGCUGCCGGAUCCAACAGCUCCCAUCAAGGAAGAUCCAGAAACAUUCUCCUCACCAAGGCAUUAAGAAAUGCACGGGUGAGGGGAACAGUGGCGUGACUGUCAAGUACCUGUGGUACCUACUGUCUGCAAACUGGAGGUCAUGGCGGGAGAUGCUGCAUGGAUUUGCCCUUGCUGCUGUCAGUGAGAAGAACAGGGUUCUGGAAGAGCAGAGGACAGGCCGUGGGACUUGGCCAUCUAGAGACAAGGCGGGAGGGAUUUCUUUGAGAGGUAGGGUUAUGUGGUGGUUACUAAUCAUUGUGAGGUGUCUGGGAAUGUAAUGGAUGGGAAAUCUAGUAAGGAAUGAACUUUUGUAAUAAUUAGAAAAGCUGUAGUUCUGAGGACAGAGACCUGAUGCAGUCACCAUAGUGGGAAUUUAUGACCUGGCAUCCAGUUGAGAUGCCUGGAGCUUCUUGACUGAGGGGAGAUGGAUCCCUUGAGGAAGAGUGAAGCCUUCAAUGUUGCCGCAAGUGUAUGCUGUCAAUCUUCCUUCAGGCCUCCCCCUGAAGGACCUGAAGUCAUUUAUGUGAGUGACUGAGGAAAGGGAGAUACUCAGAGCUUCUGUGGCUUGUUAGAUUCUGGCUCUGAAGAAUGCUAACCUAAGGGCACCUGUGGUGGCCAUGAAAAUGCACUACUUGCAUCUCCAGCAGCAGGAGGCCUAACGAAUCAACAGCCCAGGCUGCUACACUCCGAAUUGAGGACUUGAUGACAUUUCCCCGCGAGUCUGUGCUAGCCCAUGAUGAGGAAAGCCUCAUAUCAAGUCCUCUCAACAGAACACCCCUGAUGACUGAUGAGGAUGUUGAAGCUGUUUUCCUGUGGCAGCUGUGAUUUACUUUCUUCAAAGUCUGUUUUGUUCAUACACAUUAACUGAUUUGUAUAAAAUAGGAGAAUAAAUGCCUAGACUCCCUUGAGUCCAUCUUUUAUUGAUAAACUCUAGUUCUGAGGACAGAAGCUUGAUGGAGUCAGUAUAGUGGGAAUUUAUAACUUGGCAUCCAGUUCAGAGACUUGGAUCUUCUUGACUGAGAGGAGAUCGGGUCCCUCUGGGGAACAAAGAAGCCUUCAAUGUUGUUUCAAGUGUAUCCUGUAAAUCUUCCUCUAGGCCUUCCCAGAGGGACCUGCUAUAUGACGUAUGAUCCAGUGACCCCAAAUUCAGAGUGUUCUCGUCUACUCUGAAGAAUGCAAUAUCUUACUCCUCUGGAUUCAACCUAGUACCAAUGUUUGUGUGUAGCUAUGCAGCUUAAUAGACCAAAGCUAAUUAGAUGAGGAAUGGUAGACCCAAUUCAACCGUACAGGCAUCAACCAUAUCAGCAUACAGGCAUCCCUCUCCCACCGUUUCAUUUUUGUCCCCACUCCAACGUCUUCUCCAUUUUGUUUGUAUUAAUUUUCUAUUGCUGCAUGCUAAAUUACUGCUAGCUUUUAGAGUCUUAAAAUAAGACUGAUUUAUUUUCUGGCAGUAUCCACAGAUGAGAAGUUGAGGCCUGGAUUAGCUGGGUCUUCUUCUCAGGGCCUCACAGGCUGAAAUUAGGCUGGGUUUCUUUCUGGAGUUUCUGGGGAAGAAUUUGCUGUCUAGUUUCCUCAGGUUGUCAGCUGAGUUCAGUUCCUUGUGACUGUAGAACUGAGAUCUCUAUUUUCUUGCUGACUGUCAGCCAGGGGCCUCUCGCUGCUCCUGGAGGCCUCCCAUGUUCCCAAUACAUGCUUCCUCCAGCCAGAAGAGGAGACUCGUCCUGAAUGGAAACCCUCCUGCACUUCACAUCUCUCCAGGAAGACCUCAGUCCCUCCAAGGAACUCACCUUCAUUAGGUCAAGCUCAUAAGAUCAUCUCUCUAUAUUAAAUUUGACUGAUCUGAGAUCUCAAUUAUAUCUGCUAACUUGUUUUUGCAUUAAAUUGUAACACAAUCACA
This is a messenger RNA of Macaca mulatta (Rhesus monkey), 2701 nucleotides long. The record is from RefSeq and is a predicted model, not a curated record. NCBI's taxonomy places the organism in Eukaryota, Metazoa, Chordata, Mammalia, Primates, Cercopithecidae.